UCUUGUCCUAGCACACUUUGUAUUGUUCGAAGUUGAGAAAGAAGGAGGCCGAGUCUCCGAGGUGGCGUUGGGUGGGGGCGCUACUAGCUCCCGUUCUCUCAGCGUCUCUAGAGGGAAGGGCGCCGGUGGGAGCAGGAGAGUCUGCACCCGGCAGGCCUCCUUAGGUGCCGGGUUGCGCGCAGGGCCCUGUGCUUGUCUCGCCUCCGGUUGGCUCAGGCCUCGGAGCAUGAGCGCGCCGGCAACUGCUGGGCCCGGGACAGUGAAGCAGAGGAGGAGGUGGGGGAGGCGAGCCCAGGUCGGGGAAGGGCAGCACCUGAAUCACCCUUGGGGCCCAGACCCCCAAGAGUCUCCGGGGAGCCGAGGCCUGGCGAGGCAGUCCCGGGGUUCGCCCCCUCCCCCCUGGCCCGAGGGCGCACCACGUGCUGGGCAGAGACUUCGGCGAGGCCGAGUGGACCCUGCAGCGCUGCUUGGGAAAGGGCACCUUGGACUACCUGGUGGGGGCGUUGUGCUUCGUUACCGACCGCCAGGACGCCAACCCACGGUGCCCACCCGUGCGUCAUUCCGCUGUGGAUCAGCCCUUUGGCGGCCCCCCUCCAAAGUCUACAAGGUCACACGGAUGUCUGCAGGCAGAGGUGGGAUAGGAGCAUCCCAGGUGCUGCGAGGGUUUGAUUCAACCCCUUGCAGCAGCUGCUUCCGGCUCCCUGAGACCCAGCCAUGGAAGGCAUAGAAAGGCACAUGACAAGAAACUCAUGGCUUUUAAUCCUGGCAGGACAAGGAAAACCCCGUCAAAGAUUUGCAUAAAUUUUGCUGCUCUCCUGCUGGGCGGGGGGUGGGGGGGGCAGUUCGUCACAUUUAAUAAAACUCUCUCCCUCCCUUCUCCCGACUGCAUUAUCUCAUAUUUAUUUAUUUGAGACAGUCUGGCUCUGUC
Gorilla gorilla gorilla (western lowland gorilla) is the source of this 928-nucleotide messenger RNA. It is a transcript of the gene MPDU1-AS1, whose product is annotated as MPDU1 antisense RNA 1. NCBI's taxonomy places the organism in Eukaryota, Metazoa, Chordata, Mammalia, Primates, Hominidae. The record is from RefSeq and is a predicted model, not a curated record. The coding region runs from base 227 to 727 and encodes 166 amino acids. The transcript has 3 exons.